CCUCGCAUGCCCACUGGUUUCGAUCUCUUUCUCGCCGGUGAAACCCUCGAAACCGGAGAAGCUCGAUUCCCAUUUCUCGGCGGAUAGCUUGAAACCCCAAGCUCAAGCUCAGCUCAAGUUGCAUCAUCGAUUCGGAUCUCCAUUGCUGGGAGCUUGGACGCUUGUUUGUGAUGAGAAUUGGGUGGAGGGGAUGAGAAUCUAGUUUUUUUUCUUCUGCAUUUUAUGGAGUUCCUAAAUCUUUGAUUGGAAGCUGGAUUGAAUUAGUGAAGGGAUUGAUACAAGCUGAAACUAGUGUUUGAGGAGCCUAAACUCAGUAAUAAGAAUGUCACAAUCACAGUCCACACGGCAGCUUGGACAGAAAGACUUUCAGUUACAGCAACAAUAUUUGAUGUACAAACAGCUAAAAGAGAUUCACCGACAGAAACAGCUUCAGCAAAUACAUCAAGACACAAAGCAGCAAAAUUCACUUAGCCAGAUUUAUGGUGUCACAACGCAGACAUUAGCCAAUCAACUGCCAUCUAUGCCGUCUGGAAUGGCCAAUAACAAGCCAUCGACUUGUCUAUGGUCAAAUGAGAUGAUGGGGCACAACAGAAAGGUACCUCCUAGCUCUCAAAUGGUCAUUCCUGGGAUCAUGAACUGUGCACAGCACAGUAGAAUACCGGCAAUGCAUGGCCUUCCGAAUGUUCUUUCUCAUCAGGCAAUUCAAUCUGCAAAUUCUCUUCCACAAUUUCUUGAUCCGUCUUCAUGUGGCAAUCCUGCUUCCACUGGCAGAGGUUCUCUUGACAGCCGCUCGCAAUUCCAAGGGUUGUCAUAUGGUUGUGCCGAUGCAAUGAUCUAUGUGGAUAGGAACCAAGCUGAGAAGGCAUCAUUUCAGUUCGUUUUGUCAGAUUUUUCUCAAAGUGAGCAGCAUGGACUCCAAGCCUGUUUGGAGCAUGAUAAUUUGGUUUCUAGUGAGGGAUUUAAAGAAAAGAAAUUUUUCAGGGAAACUCCGGUACAAAGCCUGAACAGUGGCUCUGGAUUAGCAAGUAUUCAACUUACUAACGAAGAUCUUCAAGGUAGAGAGCAAGCUGACUGGCCUGGUUGCUUGCAAGAUAAAUUGGUUUCUCAGGUAAAACCUUCUUCGGAUGCUGCUACUUUAGACCAAAGAAAACCUAGGCUUUUGUCAAGCCAAGAUGAAGAUGUUUGUUGGGAUGCCUCUUCCAAAAGAUGUGAUGUAGGCGCAGAAGGUUAUCUGUAUGGAAAUCGUUUGGAUAGUAAUGAGUAUUCCAGUGCAUGCCCAUCUAUUCAGAGUGGGAGUUGGAGUGCUCUUAUGCAAGAGGCUCUUGGAGCCUCUAGUAGUGACAUGGUGGUCCAAGAAGACUGGAGUGACUUGACUUUCCAAAAUGCAGAAUUAUCAUCUGGGAGCCACUCAGCUAUAUUGAAUGAAAAUGGCCUCCAGGGUUCAUCUUCAUUGACUUCAAGGCCUUUCCCACUCUGUAGUGAUGCCGAUGAAAGCUCAAAUUCUUUUCCUGCUCCUAUUGUUGAGCAAGCUUUAUUGGAAAAUUCUAAUGAACUUGAUGAAGGGAUACUAUCUGACAGUGCACACCAUUUCUUUUGGCAGCAAGGAGAACAAAUGAACAACAAUCAGCUGUAUCAAAGUCGCCAUCAAGAGCAAUAUUUUGGUAGUAGUAAUCAAGCUCAUAUCCAGGAUACUACACUUUCAUGUGGUACAUGGCCUGGUCAGAUGUGUGAACUGUCAGGAAAUUAUGCAAAUUCUGCUAACAUGGAGUUUGAUGCACAGAAUACAUCAGAUACUUGGGCUGAGACAAAGAAGACCCAGUUUCACCCUGUUGUUGAUCAACUCAGUGAGAGACUGCAGCGGCCACAUGGCUGGAUCUCGAAUUCAUUUGGUGAAUUGCAGUUAGUUAAGUCUGUUGGAGGCAGUUUGGAGAUGUCCAUAGAAGUUCCUGAUGCCAAUCAGUUUGUGCCUACAAUCAUCUCAAACAGCUCGGAGUUGAACUGGGAAAUGGAUGAAGCAAGUGACGUGAGACAUUUCAAUUGUGGGAGGCAUGCUGCUAGUGAUUCUUCCAAUAGAAAUUCAACUGAAUACCACCAGCAUCAGCCAAACUUGGGCCAACAAGCUUCAGAUAUGUUAUUGAAUGCCCCUGCCAAAGAUACUGUGGUAUCAUAUGACAAUAGACAGAAAUAUGCUGGAACUGAUAACUCCUCAUUUGCUGGGAGACCAUCCAGUAUUUUGUUAAGUAGCAGCCAAAAGUCAUCUGGCCAGUAUUUUGGGAAGAGCCUUGCAUCUCACAGGGGUCAGCAUCAUCGAAUGGGAGAUUUCGAAAUUACACAUGGUGAUGCCCUAAAUCAAAGGCCAUAUUUAAAGGGUUCCUCUCAGUCAUUUGCCCUUGGCUCGGAAUCCCAAAAUCCAGGAUCUUUUGAUCAUUUGCAUUUUCCUGGGCUACCCAAUUUUAGCAAUGCUGCCAAUAUGAGGAAGGGAAACAUAACAGAUUCAGAAACAACAGUAAAACAAGCUGAGCGGAUGCAAUCUACUUGGGCUGUCAGUCAGCAUGUGCCAACAUCUGUUGCCAUUGAUAGAUCAACCGCUACUUUUCCCCAGGAGAAAAGGAUUGGGCAAACAAGUCAAAAUACGCCUGAACUUCUUCACAAGGUAGACCAAUCAAGAGAGGGCAACGGUUCUACCCAUUUUCGUUCUUAUGAUCACAAGACACCAUUGGGGUCACCUGCAUCUGCUGCCCCAAAUUGUGUUGUUUCUAAUAUGCUGCAGAACCAGCCCUCUGCCUCACUAAAUUUUACCCCAGAGUUCAUCCCAUCAUCGCAAGAGAAACUAUUUUCGAACCAUUCUUUUCCCUUGCAACCUUCUUUGAGCACAGUAUCAGGUUUUGUUUCAAUGCCUGUUGAUUUAGAGGCAGGGAGCAGAGGCCAACAGACUCCAUCUGCUAUCAUGACUGGUCAAUCUGCAAGUCAAGUUCAUGAUGCUUGUCAAAGUAGUUUACAUUCUACAGCCAUUGCUUCUCCUGCUCUUCCUCAACUUAGUAGGCAGCAACUCCAACAAAGCAUCUGCGAUAGGUCUUAUCUUGGAGUGGAAGCACACCCCACAAAUCUUUCUCUUGAAGGUCAUCUCAAUUAUAAUGCACAUUUUAGGCAGACAGAGGACUUUUAUGACAAACCUUUGGCUGAUCAAUCUUCUCAGGCAUUAUUUGCCACAAUGUCAAGCAGAAAUUCCUCUGGAAAUUUGUCCUCACAAUUUUAUUCAGUUAAUAAAGGUCAUCCACAACAGAUAACCUGUACUCCUAGAGGAAGUUUGUCUCAAGAACACUCGAUAGAUCAUACAAAAUUGGCCUCAAAACCUGGGGUAGCUGGAGGUUUAUCAGAGAUGUUGCAUGGUGUGUGGGCAACACCAUCAGAUCAACAAUGCCCAUCCAGAGUGAAGCUUCAGAAUAUCUCUAAUCUGGUUCAGCUUCAGGGUGUAUUGUCUCAGAGUGGGGAAACAAAUUCUUUGAUUCAAAAGAUGGUUGAUUAUCCAAGCAGCAAGAAAGGAGCUAGUGCUCCGUCUGAUACAUAUUCUACUGGCAUGCAACAUGUCAUCUUUGAAGAACGUGACAAAUGCAAUUCCUUGCAAAAAAUACCUUCUUCCAAGGAUGUAGAUGAUAAUGCCCAACAGACAGACUCGAGGAUCAUUAGCAAUAAUGUUAACGAACAAAACAUUGUGUUCAAGCUACCUACUAAAAGUGAUCAUGCCACAACUUCUGAACAGAAUUUAUUUGCUUCUAGUCUCCAAAUGUUAGGCUUUUCAUCAAGGCAAAUGGCAGAAAAAGGUAUUGAUGGAUCAUUGGAGUUUGGUGGAAAGGAUAUGCCUUCUCAGGAUGUACCUAGUUGUGGACAGCAAUGUUCCAAAAAUAAUACUCAGUUUCUCAGUUUGAGAUCUACUCUAGCAUCUUUAGGAGAAAGUGAAUGUCAUCAAACCAAUGCUCUGAUUACUCCAGCCUUGCCUGGCCAAAAAAUUGGAAUCUUUAGAAAUGGGCAGAUUUUAGUCUGUGAUGGCCUUAACAGUUCGGAGCAGAGUCCAAAAACUGUUGCAAGGAAUGGGUUUUCAAGAAGAGAUUCCAACAACUUUAAUGAUAACAAUUUGGUGAAGCAAAAAGGUGAUGCGUGUCAGGGAGAUAGAUUUAGGCAAAUUACACAAUCUGUUAUUCCGACUGCCAUGGCCUCUCAGUCCUGGCCUGUAGAUGCUGGGGGUCAUCUUGUAGUUCCACAGCAAAAAAAACGCAAGAGGGAAGCACCAGAGCUACUACCAUGGCACAAGGCAUUCACACAGGGUUCCCAAAGGCUCUGCAGUAUGAGCAAGACAGAGAUGGAUUGGGCUAAGACCACCAAUAGGUUAAUGGAGAAGGUUGAAAAUAUGGUGAUAGGAGAUGGACCAUUAGUACCUGCUCACAAGAGGCUUAUUUUGACAACUCAGUUAAUGCAGCAAAUCAUUAUGUCUGUUCCAGCAGAAAUUAUCAAGGCAAAUGCCCUCAUUUCAUAUGAAGAUGUGUUAUACUAUAUUGCUAAAUUAGCUCUGGGAAAUGCUUGUAGUCUGAUCUCUUCCUUGGGAAACAAUACAUCUGUGUGCUCGGACAGCAGAAACAUGAAUACAAGGCAAAGGACUUUCCAUAUAGAAGGUGGCGAAGUUCUCGUGAAAGCCAUGGAAGAUUUCAUUGAUAAAUCAAGGAAGCUAGAAAGUGAUUUUUUCAGAUUGGAAAAUCGGGCUUCAAUAUCAGAUGUUAGGAUGGAAUUUCAGGACUUGGAGAGGUGCUCCAUCAUCCAUGGUUUUGCAAAGUUCCAUGGCCGCUCCAAAACUGAUAGGCUAGAGACCUCAUUGACUUCUGAUUUCCCUCCUGGGAAACUUCUACAAAGGCAAGUCAGACAAACAUCCAUGCCUUCUAAUCAUUUAGAGGGGGUUGUCUGUUUCUCACUAUGAGUUUUUAAGCAAUUCAUUCUCUGCUCUUUUUUUAUGAUCAUCACUCUGGCCUUUCUACUGACAUAUAUCUGGACAUAGUCUAUAAACAUAUGGAUGGAGCAAAGAAGAAAAUUAAUUGCAAUCAUCCGAGGGAAUCUCACAGGUGCAUUCUACCUUUGUAAAUGACUCUUUUGUUGCCUUUCUUUUCUUUUGUGUUAGUAUAGGUUCUGUAUAUUCAUGACAAUUUAAUGUCCUCUUCAAGUGGAUGUAAAGAUGUAAUGGAACUGACAUUAACACACUGAGAAAAAAAAGAAGAAAUCCAUGUCAAGAAGGCUCCUGUUGCAAGUUCUAA
Molecule: messenger RNA, 5297 nt
Organism: Dioscorea cayenensis subsp. rotundata (Guinea yam)
Lineage: Eukaryota; Viridiplantae; Streptophyta; Magnoliopsida; Dioscoreales; Dioscoreaceae
Exons: 10
Coding region: 323-4966 (1547 amino acids)
Source: RefSeq, a predicted model, not a curated record